Telopea speciosissima is the source of this 859-nucleotide messenger RNA. Its product is annotated as ubiquitin-conjugating enzyme E2 36. The coding region runs from base 137 to 598 and encodes 153 amino acids. Lineage: Eukaryota; Viridiplantae; Streptophyta; Magnoliopsida; Proteales; Proteaceae. Gene Ontology annotation, biological process: DNA damage tolerance; protein K63-linked ubiquitination. Gene Ontology annotation, cellular component: nucleus. The record is from RefSeq and is a predicted model, not a curated record. The transcript is spliced from 8 exons. Gene Ontology annotation, molecular function: ubiquitin conjugating enzyme activity.
AAAACCCCUCGAAUAAUUGGACGAGUCUCUGUUUUUUCUUUCUUGUGAGAGAGGUUUGAGUCUGACUCUUCUCUCGACUCGACUCGACUCUCUGUAUCUCUCUCCGCUCUUUGCUUUCUCUGAAUUUUGUACUUUAAUGGCGAACAGCAAUCUACCAAGAAGGAUUAUCAAGGAGACGCAGCGGCUCCUCAGCGAACCAGCCCCUGGAAUCAGUGCGUCUCCAUCAGAAGAUAACAUGCGGUAUUUCAACGUUAUGAUUCUUGGCCCUACACAGUCCCCUUAUGAAGGAGGAGUUUUCAAGUUGGAAUUAUUUUUGCCCGAAGAAUAUCCAAUGGCUGCACCUAAGGUUCGUUUCCUGACCAAAAUAUACCAUCCUAACAUUGACAAGCUUGGAAGGAUAUGCCUUGAUAUACUCAAAGACAAAUGGAGUCCAGCUCUCCAGAUCCGGACGGUAUUGCUGAGCAUUCAGGCACUUCUGAGUGCUCCAAACCCAGAUGAUCCUCUUUCGGAAAACAUUGCAAAGCAUUGGAAGACGAAUGAGGCCGAGGCUGUUGAAACAGCUAAGGAAUGGACCCGUUUGUAUGCGAGUGGUGCAUGAAAACAUGGUGGACACCUUUUCUCGCAAAUUAACAUUCUGUGAUGUAAGUUAACAGUGGUUGUUAUUUUCAAGUGAAAAUGAAAGAAGAAAAAAAUCAUGCCUGAACUAUCAGAAGAUGAAUCCCUUCAAGAUCUUUGGCCACCAGGCUUCACUGAACUAUCUGAAGGUUAAUCCUUUCAAAUUUGUAAUAGUAGAUAAAGAUUGUUGUUCUCUUGCAAUCUUUCUUGAUCUUGUGAUUUGGUUCAAUGCACAAUUCUCUCA